Podarcis lilfordi (Lilford's wall lizard) is the source of this 15374-nucleotide messenger RNA. The record is from the annotation of a GenBank genome assembly. Lineage: Eukaryota; Metazoa; Chordata; Lepidosauria; Squamata; Lacertidae.
AUGGCCGCGGAAGGGCGCCCCUCGACGGCGCUGUCGUGCCUGCUGCUCCUGCCGUCGCUGCUGCUGCUGCUGGCAGCGCGCCCCGACGGCGCGGACGGCCAGCAUCCCUGGAGGCAGCAGAUCCGCUGGGAGAGCGGAGGGAGGCUUUUCAGCCUCUUCAACAGCGCCGCCCGCUUGCGGCCGCCCCGUCGGGGUCCCGGCGGCGGCCACCAGCCCCAGAGCCUCUACCUCAGCAUCGCCGCGCGCCCCCGCGGGGGAGCGCUCCGGACCGCGGCUCCCGGGCGCGUCCCGCGGGCCGGACCCGUCGCCCUCCAGGCCACCCGGGGCUUCCCCGGUUGGGGGGAAGAAGGCUCCGGGAUGGGGGUCCGCUCCGUCGAGGCCAGCCGGGGAGACGCGCCCGCCGGCGCGGACAGGGGUCCCCGAGGGCGCAAUGACUCGGUCCCCGGGACCCCUUCUCCAAGCCGGCUGCAAGAGCAGCAGCAGGUCACCCCAGGGGCAGCUCGAGGGAGCGGCCCGGCUGGUAGCUGGCCUCCGAUGGGGGGCAACGAGAUUCAGGGGGACCCGGUCCCCGAGGAAGAGGGAUCCCAGACGGCCCCCAGCGCCUCGACCAGGGACGACCCGCGGAACCCCUUCCAGCGGUGGAAUAGCAUCUUCUACGACGUCUACCCCGGUGCCAGGCAGCGCCCCUCGACGGCAAGCACCCCCAACAGGAGGCCAGGCUAUGGGACCCGAUUAUUUCAUCAUGGUAAGCUGGUUGGGGAGUAUUGGGGGGUGAUGGGGCAUAGAGGACCGUUUAGUCCAGCAGGAAUCUUUCGCCCAAAGUGGGACUCGAACUCAGGGCCCUGAGGUUAAGUGUCUCAGGCUGACUAUGGUUGUGGCCUGGGGGGGGCACUGGUGUGGGGGGCAGAGAGGAGUGAGAGAGCACCUGCUUUGCCCAAGGAAGUUCCCCAAAGGAAUCUCCGGGUAGGGCUGUGAGAUGCUGCCUGCCUGGGAAACUAGAGAGUUGCUCUAGAUGCUGCCAGUCCGUGCAGACAACACUAGGCUAAGUGGCCCAAAGUGCUGGCACAGCUGCCUGCACAUCUGGGACCUGAGCUGAUUGUACAUAUGUGCCACUGUUGUUUUCUUAUAUUUAUCACUUUUCAUUGCUUUAUUUUAAAAAAACAACUCAAUUGUUUUAGAUAUGUAUAACUGUUUUACGUAUGCCAUCAUGUUGUAAACUGCUUUCAGAUGUCAGUUUGUAAAUCUUUAGGGAACUGGCUGUUUUUAAUGAAGUGGCUGGCACUUUUCUUGUAAUUAUCUGAUUUUCCAUGUCUCAGCCCUUCAGAUAUUUAUGGGUGUUAUAUAUUUUUUGUAGGGGUGGCCAACUCCCAAGAGAGUGGCCAGGGAUCUACCCCCUUUUGGGGGGUUCAAAGUUGAUGAACUUUUUUUAGGAAGGAGGAAGGCCCGUUUUUGGGGGUUCAGGGCAAAGUUGUUUAGCUUUUUUUAGGUUGAGUUCCUCAAGUGGUUGAGUUCCUUUGGUUGGAGCCAAUAAUCUACCAGUGAUCUGCCACAGAUGUCCAGUGAUCUACCAGUAGAUCACGAUCUACCUGUUGGACAUGCCUGGAAGGGACUGGUUUUAAUGGUUGUAGCUUGCAGAAUUUUCUCUUGUAGAGUAACACAUACCAUGGACAAUACAGAUUGAUAUAAAAGUUAGCGUAUGGAAGAAUAUGCAGUUGUAAAUGUUCAAAAUGAGACUCCAUGGAAGGGGGUUGAGGGGAAGUCCCAAGAUUUGGAGGAAUCUCUGCAUAUGGAUAUAAAGGUAAAGGUAAAGGGACCCCUGACCAUUAGGUCCAGUCGUGGCCGACUCUGGGGUUGCGGCGCUCAUCUCGCUUUACUGGCCGAGGGAGCCGGUGUACGGCUUCCGGGUCAUAUGGCCAGCAUGACUAAGCCACUUCUGGCGAACCAGAGCAGCGCACAGAAACGCCGUUUACCUUCCCGCCGGAGCGGUACCUAUUUAUCUACUUGCACUUUGACGUGCUUUCGAACUGCUAGGUUGGCAGCAGCAGGGACCGAGCAACGGGAGCUCACCCCGGCACAGGGAUUUGAACCACCAACCUUCUGAUCAGCAAGUCCUAGGCUCUGUGGUUUAACCCACAGAGCCACCCGCAUGUGGAUAUAUAUUUGGAUUAUUAUAACUUUGCAUUUGUAAAGACAAAUAAAAAUGUUUGCAAGAAAAAAAGUUAAUGGUUGUAGAUGAUAGAUAGAUAGAUAGAUAGAUAGAUAGAUAGAUAGACAGACAGAUAGACAGACAGAUAGUUCUUCAUUGUUGUAACCUGCCCUGGGACUUUAUGGUAAAGGGCAAUAAAUCUAACUUGUUUAGAUGGCUUCAAAUUACAAGAAAGGAGACUAAAACACCAGGAACAACUUUAUGAUGGUUAAGAGUUGGCAGUGGAACGGUCUCCCUCAGGUGGUUGUGGACUCCUCCUCCUUGUAAGUUUUUAAGCAGGGGUGCUUUCGCUGAGAUUCCUGCACCCCCAGGGAAGUUUGCCUGGCACCAUCAUUAUACACCUUUAGGCACCAGGCAAAAACAUUCCUUUUUAACCAGGACUUUGGUUGAUCUUAUUGACAUCCAACACCCUUUUAGAAUGUGGCUUUUGGAGGGUGGGGUUAUUGGGUUACUGCUUUUUGUUUGAUUUUAUAUGUUGUGGUCUUGUUGUAAACUGCCCUGAGACCUCUGGGUAUAGGGCGGUGUAUGUUGAAUUUAUUAUUAUUAUUAUUAUUAUUAUUAUUAUUAUUUUACUGCCAACACUCAACAGAUCCCAAAUCUGAGCUGCUUGCUCUGCUUAGGGACAAAUGAGUCUUCCUGACCUUCCCGUGUCUCCUCCUCCCUCCUAGGGCUCCCAGAUUUGAUUCCCGAUCCGUACUUCAUCGAAGCAGGCACCUACAUCCAACGGGUCCAGCUGUACGCCUUGAAAUGCGCCGCGGAGGAGAAUUGCCUGGCAAGGUAGAGAGGGACGUACCUUCGCAUUUACGUCUCGGGUGCACGUUGGGUGAAGUCAGUGCGGUUGCAUGGUGCAAUUAUUAUUUUUUUUAAUAAUAAGAGGGGGGGUUGUUUGCAAGGGAUAUAGCACAAUAGGGCCUUCUCCUCUCAUGGUGCAAUCCAGACCAGGAAAUCCAGUGUCUGUUUUCAUCUUGCGGGUUUACGAUUCCUUGCGGGUUGUUUUCCCCAGUGGAAUUCCCUCAGAAGGUGGAAGAUUUUCCAUCCUUGGAGGGGUUUUUUAGCAGAGGCUAUCUGGCCAUCUGGUCGACGGGACGCGGGUGGCGCUGUGGGUUAAACCACAGAGCCUUGGGCUUGCCGAUCAGAAGCUCGGCGGUUCGAAUCCCCAUGAUGGGGUGAGCUCCCAUUGCUCGGUCCCUGCUGCUGCCAACCUAGCUCUUCGAAAGCAUGUCAAAGUGCAAGUAGAUAAAUAGGUACCGCUCCCGCGGGAAGGUAAACGGCGUUUCCGUGCGCUGCUCUGGUUUGCCAGAAGCGGCUUAGUCAUGCUGGCCACAUGACCCAGAAGCUGUACGCCGGCUCCCUCGGCCAAUAAAUAAAGCAAGAUGAGCGCCGCAACCCCAGAGUCGGUCACGACUGGACAUAAUGGUCAGGGGUCCUUUACCUUUAUCUGGCCAUCUGCAACUGAUGCUUCAGUUGAGAUGCCAUCAUUUCAUGAGGUUGGGCCCUCAAGGUCCCAACCAACUCUAUAAUUCUAUGAUUUUUAUUUUAGUUCCAUAGUUGUUUAGAGCUGAGUCACUGUCCAAACUCAAGCGGACUUCAUCCUCCUUGAGGGCAAAGUUGCCCAAAGUGCAUCCAACACAAUUUUCACAGGGGUAUGAUGACUGCCUCUUUCCAUACGAACCUACCCCAUAGCUGUCAACUUUUCCCUUUUCUUGCGAGGAAUCCUAUUCGGAAUAAGGGAAUUUCCCUUUAAAAAAGGGAAACGUUGACAGCUAUGACCUACCCAGAUCCUGAGAUCAUCUUCUGCGGCCCUUCUUCGUGUGUCUCCUCCUUGAGAGGUCCAGAGGGUGGCAACACGAGAACGGGGCCUUCUCUGCAGUGGCUCCCCGUCUGUGGAAGGCUCUCCCUCAGGGAAGUUCGCCUGGCGCCUUCAUUACACACCUUUAGACUAAACCAAGCAAAAACAUUCCUUUUUAACCAGGCCUUUGGUUUUUGAUUGACAUCCUUUUAAAAUGUGAGGUUUUGGGUAGUUGUUUUUAUUUUGAUUGAAUAUUUUGUGGUUUUAUAUUUUGAUUUUGUUCUGUGAACCGCCCUGAGACCUCUGAGUCAAGGGGGGUAUAUAAAUUCAAUUAUUGAUAAUAAUAAUAAUAAUAAUAAUAAUAAUAAUAAUAAUAAUAGGACCUUGGCUGGUCCAGGGAUGCCAGGAUUUAACAAUGGCCUGUACAAUCCCAGUUCCCCACCAGCAGCUUGUUUCUGGGGGUGUAAAGGUAAAGUGACCCCUGACCAUUAGGUCCAGUCGUGGCCGACUAUGGAGUUGCGGCACUCAUCUCGCUUUAUUGGCCAAGGGAGCCGGUGUACAGCUUCUGGGUCAUGUGGCCAGCAGGACUAAGCCGCUUCUGGCGAACCAGAGCAGUGCACGGAAACGCCAUUUACCUUCCCGCUGGAGUGGUACCUAUUUAUCUACUUGCACUUUGACGUGCUUUCGAACUGCUAGGUUGGCAGGAGCAGGGACCGAGCAACGGGAGCUCACCCCGUCAUUGCGGGGAUUCGAACCGCCGCUGCAGGUCUGUUCUGUUGCAGUUGGGCAAGGAAGGCAGCGUGAGGGUUAAGGCGCCUGUAGGCAUUGGGCAGCGCCCUGGAACAGCAAACGGUCCUUUUCUGCUUAUUGAUUCUAGCUGGAAAAAUGCAAAAAAAAAAUAUUGGUGGGGAGGGUAGGGUAGAAUGAAAUGACUCCGUUUCCUGUAAACACCCAAACAAACAAAGCUGUUCUCCCAGGGCAGGAGAUGCCAAAGGGUCAAGCCUUUGCUUGUUUGCUCACUCAGUCCAUGAAUGGCCACUUCUUUCCCUCCUCACCUUCCCUCGCCCUCCUGAAUAGACUCCAAAAAUAGCUCUCUUUAGAGCUCUCGAAGCUUUGUUAUGCUAGCGCAAGAAUACUGCCCCUGCCAGCUGUGGAGAAUUCCCAACCAGUGGAAAAGUUUAUAGUCUGGCAUCCGAACUUAUGUCUGCAUCGGGGAAGAGCGUAGCUCAGAAGGAGAGCAUCUACUUUGCAUAUAAAAGGUCUAGCUGCCGGCCAGAGUUGACAGCACUGACCUAGAUGGACCACUAGCUCCAGGAUAGCUCAGUGGGUUAGAGCAGGCAUACGCAAACUCGGCCCUCCAGAUUUUUUGGGGACUCCAACUCCCAUCAUCCCUGACCCCUGGUCCUGUUAGCUAGGGAUGAUGGGAGUUGUAGUCCCAAAACAUCUGGAGGGCCGAGUUUGCCUAUGCCUGGGUUAGAGCAAUGUGCCGAUAAUGCCAUGGUUGCAGGUUCGAUCCCCGUAUGGGCAACUCUGGCUAUGGGGUUGGACCAGGUGAUUCUCUGGGUCCCUUCCAACUCACCUUUGCACCUGCCUUACGGGGGGAGGGGCAUUUGCAGGCCUAACUUGGGCCAGAGGGCUGCCUUUACCUUCUAGGAGGCUACAUGCUUGUGGGGGCGGGGCCUGUGACAAAAAUGGGUGGGGCAACGAAUGCAAAUUUCACAUCUGUACAGUAGGACGAUCGCUACGCGAACUCCUUGCCCGUCUCGCUAUCCUGGAGCCGGAAAAGAAGUGGCUUAGAGUUCGUGGACACACCCCAGCCAGGAAGAACUAGGUCCCUUUACCUUUUAAAGGUGCCAAUUGGACUUGAGGGGUUUCUUUAAGUAUUUAGCCCUCAGAAUUUCAUCUAACUUACAGUGCAACAUAUAACGAACGGUGAUCUCAGCCGACUGACAUCUGCAGACACGGAAGCGCAGUUCUCCGGGGAUGUUUUUAAUAUCGCUCUUCCGGGAAGUUGGUUUUCAUUGUCUUCACUUCCGGUCAGUACCUGUUUCAGCAGCUCCCUGCCCAAAUCCCGUAAGACUUGGGUUCUGCUUUUGGAGGGGACAACAACCCCCAAAGAGGCAUCUGUUGGGACAGGAUAAAGGGUAAAGGUAAAGGGACCCCUGACCAUUAGGUCCAGUCGUGACCGACUCUGGGGUUGCAGCGCUCAUCUCGCUUUAUUGGCCAAGGGAGCCAGCGUACAGCUUCUGGGUCAUGUGGCCAGCAUGACUAAGCCGCUUCUGGCAAACCAGAGCAGCGCACAGAAACGCUGUUUACCUUCCCACCGGAGCGGUACCUAUUUAUCUACUUGCACUUUGAGGUGCUUUCGAACUGCUAGGUUGGCAGGAGCAGGGACCGAGCAACGGGAGCUCACUCCAUGGCGGGGAUUCGAACCGCUGACCUUCCGAUCGACAAGUCCUAGGCUCUGUGGUUUAACCCACAGCGCCACCUGCGUCCCUUGAAUCCUUGCUGGGACAGGAUACUGACAUCCAACUUGGCUCCUCCAUUAUCCAUGGCCUCUUCUCUUUCCUGCAGAUCUGCCUACCAGCCAGGGCUGAGCAACAUCAGCUACCGGGUCCUCCUUCGCUUCCCGCAGAGGGUGAAGAACCAAGGCACGGCCGACUUCCUCCCUGUCAAACCAUACCACGCUUGGGAGUGGCACAGCUGCCACAAGUGAGUAAGCCAAGCCAAGCCAAGCCAAGCCGGUCAGCUGGGGCCGAACUCUCUCUCUUCUGCAUUUCUGUCCCCAGUAGAUAUCCAAAAGGGAUGUUGAAAAGUAGGACCUCAACAGCUAUCCCCACACACGUUUCCCAGGGAGUGAAUGCCCUCCAUGUAGGAUGCAACAUAAGCAGUCAAGCACAACACUUCCUGUUUGCCCAGAGUGGACACACAAGGGGAUGUUGGUCCACUUCCUGGUGACUUCCUGUCACACCUGGUCUGGAGAAUCCUCCCCCUGCAUGUGACCAGGUAGAUGGGUGUGACCCUGGGAGACCCCAUAAAAGGGCUGGUCCCUCCUGGUCCCUCCUCCUCUUGGUUCCUCCUCCUCCUCCUCCUGGUUCUUCCUCCUGGUUCCUCUUCCUCCUCCUGGUUCCUCCUCCUCUUCCUCUUCCUCUUCUUCACUUUAUUCCAUCUUGAUGUUCUUUUGCUGUCUGCUGGCUCUCAGCCAGCAGCACAUGGGCUCAGUCCCCCUAUGGGAUGAACCCACUCUCUCUUCUGUAGCUACAAGCUAAAGCCUGCCUUCAGGAUCAUACUGCAAACUGAAUGUAAGUAAACUUCUUAUUACUUUUCAGAGAGGACUGUUGUGUCUUUAUUCUUUUUAAGAUGGAACAAAGGGGAUUUACCAGGAACAAAUCCAAUUUGGACAAGCCAGACUGGAUUGCUUAAUUUAAAAGAUUCUAACGAAUCUACCAACUAGUUUCCUGCAAUAUACAGGGGAAUGUACUCUGCUACCAGCUCACUAGUGUGAGUGAGGAAGGAUAAUAUUUAAUCAAUAUAUCCUGUCUUGCUAUCCACGACAUUCCCAUACUCCAAGUGUCCUGAUUUUCCAGAAAUGCCUGUAAACCGAUAAGAACAUUGGCAGAAUUAUUGUAAUAACCUGCAGUUUUAUAUGGUUGGAGUAGAUGAAUAAAUGAGCAAAAUAAGUUAAUUUAGAAUAUGCAUUCAGGUAGGUAGCCGUGUUGGUCUGACGCAGUCGAAAUAAAUUUAAAAAUUAAAAAAAAUUGUCCAGUAGCACCUUGUUGUUGUUGUUGUUUAGUCGAUUAGUUGUGUCCGACUCUUUGUGACCCCCUGGACCAGAGCACGCCAGGCACUUCUGUCUUCCACUGCCUCCCACAGUUUGGUCAAACUCAUGUUCGUAGCUUCAAGAACACUGUCCCACCAUCUCAUCCUGGGUCGUCCACUUCUCCUUGUGCCCUCCAUCUUUCCCAACAUCAGGGUCUUUUCUAGGGAGUCUUCUCUUCUCAUGAGGUGGCCAAAGUCUUGGAGCCUCAGCUUCAGUAUCUGUCCUUCCACUGAGCACUCAGGGCUGAUUUCCUUCAGAAUGGAGAGGUUUGAUCUUCUUGCAGUCCAUGGGACUCUCAAGAGUCUCCUCCAGCACCAUAAUUCAAAAGCAUCCAUUCUUCGGCGAUCAGCCUUCUUUAUGGUCCAGCUCUCACUUUCAUACAUCACUACUGGGAAAACCAUGGCUUUAACUAUACAGACCUUUGUCGGCAAGGUGAUGUCUCUACUUUUUAGGAUGCUGUCUAGGUUUGUCAUUACUUCCUUAGAGACCAACUAAUAUGUAGAAGAUGCUUAAAACAAAUUUAAGGAACUGCAGAAAGAAGGGGAAGGAAGUCAAGUUUCGAAAUGUUCAAAUGAUUGUAAAAUCAGUGAAAUGAAUAAACCUGAAAAGUAUUUUUAAAAAUUUAAAACGAGUGUGGAAAAAGCUUUCCUCUAUCACUGCAGAUUAAAAAUAAUGUUAAUAAGGAAACCUGGACCUUUGUCUUUUAGCCAUUAUCACAGCAUGGAAGCCUUUAGUAACUAUGACCUGCUGGAUGCCGUCACCCACAAGAAGGUGGCAGAAGGGCACAAAGCCAGCUUCUGCCUGGAGGAUACGACGUGCGACGCGGGGGUCCGGCGACGAUACGCUUGCACGGCUCACACUCAGGUGAGGGGAGAAGAGAUGCAGGGACAGCAGGUUUCCCCACCCCCUUUUUUACCAGCCUCUGCUCCUCUGCCUUUGUUCUGCAGGGACACUGCUUGCCUUUCCCUGCCAGUUCCCUUGUUGAUCUGCAGACAGGGCACUUUUGUUCUUGCCAGUCUUGGUGCUGACCUUGAAAGCCCUCAAUGGCCUCGGUCCAGUAUAUCUGAAGGAGCGUCUCCACCCCCAUCAUUCAGCCCGGACACUGAGGUCCAGCGCCGAGGGCCUUCUGGUGGUUCCCUCCCUGUGAGAAGCCAGGUUACAGGGAACCAAGCAGAGGGCCUUCUCGGUAGUGGCACCCGCCCUGUGGAACGCCCUCCCAUCAGAUGUCAAAGAGAAAAACAACUACCAGACUUUUAGAAGACAUCUGAAGGCAGCCCUGUUUGGGGAAGCUUUUAAUGUUUAACAGACUACUGUCUUUUAAUACUUUGUUGGAAGCCUCCCGGAGUGGCUGGGGAAACCCAGCCAGAUGGGCAGGGUAUAAAUAAAUAAAUUAUUAUUAUUAUUAUUAGCCACUUGGCCACUUAAAUCAAAGCUGGCAAUCAAAGCUAAAGCUAUGCAAUAUUAGAAACACCAGGGAAAGGCGGCAAUAUUUUAUUUAUCACAGGUUUUUAUGGCCAUUUCCACCUUGAGCUCAUCUGGGGGAUAUGAAUGUGAUAAAUAACAAACUUUAGUGGCAGCUCUUAAAAUUACAAAAGACAAAAGGAGCCAGCCGGCCUCGUAGAAAGGGGUGCCAGUUGGAGAAUGCUGUACAAACCAUGUUGAGAGAAGUAUUCUGUCCGAAAGAAAUACUCAGAGCGAUGUGAUGUUGUCUUCCAUUCAGGGUCUGGGUCCUGGCUGCUACGACACAUACGAUGCUCACAUUGACUGCCAGUGGAUCGACAUUACAGACGUUCCCCCUGGGAAUUAUAUCCUCAAGGUAUGGUUGGCUGCAAAGCUCAAACUGGCAGGUGAAUGGGCGUAGGCAUGAGGGGUCGUCCAGGAACACAGAGGCAUUUUGCCUUGCCAGUAUAACGGACGUGGGUGGCGCUGUGGUCUAAACCACUGAGCCUCUUGGGCUUGCUGAUCGGAAGGUCGGUGGUUCGAAUCUCCGCAAUGGAGUGAGCUCCCGUUGCUCAGUCCCUGCUCCUGCCAACCUAGCAGUUAGAAAGCACGCCUGUGCAAGUAGAUAAAUAGGUACCACUCCGGCGGGAAGGUUAACAGCUUUUCUGUGCGUUGCUCUGGUUUGCCAGAAGCAGCUUAGUCCUACUGGCCACAUGACCUGGAAGCUGUAUGCCGGCUCCCUCGGCCAAUAAAGCGAGAUGAGCGCCACAACCCCAGAGUCGUCUGCGACUGGACCGAACGGUCAGGGGUCCCUUUACCUUUUAAGGAGGAUAAAGCUCUCAACAGAAACCACAGGAAAGAAGGACGUGGCUCUUGUGCAGGGGUAGGCAACCUAAGGCCCGUGGGCCAGAUGUGGCCCAAUCGGCUUCUCAAUCUCACAGGUUCAUGCAGUUAAUGAUAAUAAUAAUAGAUGGGAUGCGGGUGGUGCUGUGGUCUAAACCACUGAGCCUCUUGGGCUUGCCAAUCAGAAGGUCAGCAGUUUGAAUCCCUGCGACAGGGUGAGUUCAUGUUACUCUAUCCCAGCUCCUGCCAACCUAGCACUUCGAAAGCAUGCCAGUGCAAGUAGAUAAAUAGGUAACACUGUGGAGGGAAGGUAAACGGCGCUUCCGUGCACUCUGGUUUCCGUCACGGUGUCCCGUUGCGCCAGAAGCGGUUUAGUCCUGCUGGCCACAUGACUCAGAAAGAUGUCUGUUGACAAAUGCCAGCUCCCUCGGCCUGAAAGCGAGAUGAGCGCCACAACCCCAUAGUCGCCUUUGACUGGACUUAAGCAUCCUUUACCUUUAUUUUAUAUUUGAGAGCCAUAUGUGGUGGAAUUGCAGUAAAGUGAAAGGCUUCUGGGAAUUAAUUUACAAUGAGCUUAAAAAAAUGUUUAAGUAUACUUUUUUAAAAAAAACCGAAGCCUUUCUACUGGGACUAGUUGGAAAAGAUGUUAAAAAGAAAGAUAAAAAUCUAUUCCUGUAUGCCACGACAGUAGCAAGGACUAUGUUGGCCCAGAAUUGGAAAACAGAAGAAAAGCCAACUACAGUAUUACUGAAUAGCAGGUCAAAAUGAUUAAUUAUGCGGAACUGGCUAGACUAUCAGGGAGAAAUAAAGAUCAGGAUGAACAAAAGUUUUAUGAAAAUUGGAGUAAAUACUUGGAUUAUAUAAGAGAUAACUGUAAAUCUUUAAAGACACUGGCAGGAUUUGAUUAACUUCAACAGCUUAUGAUCAAAUAGAUAAAUGUAUAAAAUACGUGACAUAAUGAAAAUAUAUGAUACUUACUGAAGGGGAGGAAGGAAGUCCAAAGCUCAAUGGAGCUAAUGUUAUGUAUGAGAUGUAUUAAUACAAUGAAUGUAUUGGAAUGUAUGUUUGAUGAAAACUAAUAAAAAUUUAAGUUGAGAAAAAUAUACCGUAUUUUUCGCACCAUAGGACGCACCGGACAAUAGGACGCACUUUGUUUUAGAGGGGGGAGAACAAGAAAAAAAAAAAUCUCCCCUCUCUGCCCAGCGCCCCUUCAGCGAAGUAGCAGGAGGCGCUGUGCAGAGAGGGGAGAACUUCCCCUCUUGUUUUCCCGCUCUAAAACAAGGUGCCGUUUAAGGUGCGUUCAGGCGGCUACCUUGGAAGCCUGGAGAGCGAGAGGGGUCGGUGUGCCAGUGACCCCUCUCGCUCACCAGGCGUCAGGUUCCUUUCGACCUUCUCUUUGGGGCUGGCGGGGGGAAGCCCCCCACCAGCCCCAAAGAGCAGGUCAGGGAGCAGCGGAAAGGCGCAGCGGAGAGGCUGCUGCCAUAGCCGCGCGUCACCUCUCCAGCCGGGAGAGGGUCGCGGGGCUAUGGCGUCUUCGCUCCAUAGGACGCACACACAUUUUCCCUUCAUUUUUGAAGGGAAAAAAGUGCGUCCUAUAGAGCGAAAAAUACGGUAUAUAUUUGAGAGCCUAGAAUUCUUGCAACAAGACUUUCCUGGUGAAGAAGAAGAGGAAAAACAAUCCUUAUUAUGAUUAGAGCUUGCAACAGUUGAAGCUGGUCAGUUAAGGACACUGCCUGAUUUUAGGAGUGGAAACAGUGGGGUGGAACUUGACUGUAUUGUUCUUAUCCCAUUUUCAAGGUGACUGUUAAUCCGGACUUUUUGGUGCCCGAGUCAGAUUUCACAAACAAUGCUGCCAGGUGUGAUGUAAUAUACACAGGGACGCAUGCCACCGCGAGGAACUGCAAGAUCACCAGGUACCGUGAGGGAAGAGUGAUUUGUAGCACUUGACGGGGCCCCCUAAGUUCUUCUAGUCCAACCCCCCAUCAGAGCAGGGACAGUUUCCCUGCCUCCGUUAGGUGAAAAGAGAGGCCUGUAAUGAUGUCGUCAGCACAUCGUCAGGAGUAUUUUUCUCUCCAGGCAGCCAUGUCUUUCUACAAAAAGAACAACAAACCCCUGUGUUGCAAACUUAACACAACAAACAGUGCAAGCAACACGAAGACCUGCAAUUCUUAUUGCAUAAUAUACAUGAUUUAGUACUGCAAUUCUUAUUGCAUAAUAUACAUGAUUUAGUACAACAAAAACAAAAUGUGUACACUUGUAAAUUCUCUAAUGUAUUUAAAAUCAUUAGCAAGAACCCAUUAAGUUAAGAAACUAUGUUUUUUUCUUUUUUAAAUAGAUGAAUGACUAUUGUGAUGAACAAAAAUGAACACAAUGUUAGAGGUUUUUGUGAAGUAACAAGUUGGAUAUCACGCAUGUGGGUGAAGGGAGUCACACCGCUACUUGGGUAUAAGGGAAGGUGGUUGCAGGGUUAGAUGUGGGGAGUUUACAGAAAUAAUAUAUUCAUGUUAUGUACAAUGUUGAAGGAGUAUGGCAAUCAACAUGUAAUGUGAAUUAAUUGAAAAUAAUAAAAAAAUUGGCAGGGACGCAGGUGGCGCUGUGGGUAAAACCUCAGUGCCUAGGGCUUGCCGAUCGUAUGGUCGGCGGUUCGAAUCCCCGCGGCGGGGUGCGCUCCCGUCGUUCGGUCCCAGCUCCUGUCCACCUAGCAGUUUGAAAGCACAUCAAAGUGCAAGUAGAUAAAUAGGUACCACUCUGGUGGGAAGGUAAACGGCAUUUCCGUGCGCUGCUCUGGUGCUGGCUCACCAGCUGCAGCUUCGUCACGCUGGCCACGUGACCCGGAAGUGUCUUCGGACGGCGCCGGCUCACGGCCUCUAGAGCGAGAUGAGCACGCAACCCUAGAGUCGGACACGAUUGGCCCGUACGGGCAGGGGCACCUUUACCUUUACCUUUUUAAUAAAAAAAUUAUUAAAGGGGGUGAAUAAACUGAGACGUAGAAAAGCAAAAUAAAAUAAAAUCGUUAGCAGGAUUGGAAUAUCACUUGUAGUUUAAUGGUGAAUUUUGGACACAGUGGAGAUAUAAAAGAUUUGGAUGAUCAUAAAAGAUGCAGGAGGAAAUGAUUAGGGAAGCUUUUAAUGUUUAAUAGGUUUUGUAUUUUAAUAGUCUGUUGGAAGCCACCCAGAGUGGCUGGGGAAACCCAGCCAGAUGGGCGGGGUAUAAAUAAAUUUAUUAUUAUUAUUAUUAUUAUUAACAGCAGGACCCACAAAGGGGAGGCGGAAAGUCCUUGGAAUCUUGUUUUCAUGUUGUAUAUUCGAUAUAUGACUGUAAAGUUUUAAUCUGAAAAGCCAAAUAAAUAAUUUUUUCUAAAGAAAAGAAAAAACACGUUCGUGAAUUGAUGUUAUGACUCAACUGCUAUUUCUUUCCUUUCCCACCCACUGCAGCAACUAAACGGCGACCCGAUUGCAGUGGAGCAAGACGGCUUCGUACCCCAUUUCCCUCAAAUGCUUCAAACCAUCUCUGCAACCCCGUCAGACCGAAGGAGACUCUGUGGCUCAGGACGCGUUUUAAAAUUUGCCCAGCCCUCGCUUCCUAUCCUGUCCCAGCUGCCACCAGUAUUAAGUUUUAUGCAUUCGCUUUUAGGGAGACUGCUGAUAUAUUGACGCUAGCCUAGGACUUGCCGAUCAGAAGCUCGGCAGUUCAAAUCCCUGCGACGGGGUGAGCUCCCAUUGCUCGGUCCCUGCUCCUGCCAACCUAGCAGUUGGAAAGCACGUCAAAGUGCAAGCAGAUAAAUAGGUACCGCUCCGGCGGGAAGGUAAACGGCGUUUCCGUGCGCUGCUCUGGUUUGCCAGAAGCUGCUUAGUCCUGCUGGCCACAUGACCCGGAAGCUGUACGUCGGCUCCCUUGGCCAAUAAAGCGAGAUGAGCGCCGCAACCCCAGAGUCGGCCACGACUGGACCUAAUGGUCAGGGGUCCCUUUACCUUUACCUUACCCUUACCCAGACAGAGAGAAUAGAAGAGGAGGGGGCUGCCUGAACCCACCCACCUCCCCUUUCCCAAUGCAGAGAAAGCCCACAUUGCACAGAAUGGUACCCAACGAUAAAGAAAUUUACACUAGGUCAUUUUCUAGGUCCCAGCUCUACAGUUCUGCGGCUCUAAGAAAACCUCCGAGAAAAACCACCAGCAUCCUCCAGGGGUCAGCAAACCUUUUCAGCAGGGGGCCAGUCCACUGUCCCUCAGACCUUGUGGGGGGCCGGACUAUAUUUUGGGGGGGAAAUGAACAAAUUCCUAUGCCCCACAAAUAACCCAGAGAUGCAUUUUAAAUAAAAGGACACUCAUGUAAAAACACUCUGAUUCCUGGACCGUCGGUGGGCCAGAUUUAGAAUGCGAUUGGGCUGGAUCCGGCCCCUGGGCCUUAGUUUGCCUACCCAUGAAUUCUAAGCCUUUCCCUGCCAUAAAUUUGAGGUGCUUGUGUUAUUUCAGUGGUGCAGCAGGAUUGAUGCCAGCAUAGAGAGUGCAGCAGCCCAAAUAAGCAAACCUGCAACUGCCACGCCACCAGCCAUCUAGGAAUGGAAUUAGAAACCAUGCAAUAGGCACAUCUUGGAGCAACGUCUGGACGGAAGCACAGCUCUCCUUCGAAAGCCACGCUCCUCUGAGCUUUGUGGCGCGGCCCUCCAAGCAAACGAUACGUACAAAAAUUUACCUGUUCGGAAGAAAUGUGCAUCGAUUAGGCGAGGCGGCGUACAAAGAUGUAUCCGGAGAAAUUGGCACUAAAAAGUUGUCAGAUUCCCAUGAGGACUUUUGUUUGUUUUCCCCUUCAGUGAAAAUUGCCGCAGAAAUCUGGAGGACUGGUUUUAAGACUGGAAAAACUAGAAACCUAAGAGAACCAAAACUGACCAAUUCAUUCAUCCCUAGUGCCAAAUGUCCUUUGGCCCAGCAGAAGGAAGACCUCACAUUUUCCCAGCUCGCCUUCAUCCCUCCUUUAUCCAGCUUCACAACACUCUUUCCUUUUUCACCUCUCCCCCUGGCAAAACGCAAAUGUUAAGCUUGACGCAAAGGGGUGAGGGCACUGUCCGUGGGGGUCUUCUGUGCAAAGUGCAUUGAUGGUGCUUUAAUACUUAAAAACAACAACUAGGGGCUGCAGCUUGCUCUUUAGCCAACCCCUCUGACCUUCCCGUUAAUCCCACUAGAGCUUCGCCUUACUACCCCACGCAACUACAAAACUCGCUUUUCACCUCCCCAGCCCUAUCCCUGAACCGUGGCAGACUUUAGGCUUCCAAAUUUCAG